Cuscuta europaea is the source of this 3538-nucleotide messenger RNA. NCBI's taxonomy places the organism in Eukaryota, Viridiplantae, Streptophyta, Magnoliopsida, Solanales, Convolvulaceae. The record is from the annotation of a GenBank genome assembly.
GCUUCUUGGCCCUCCGGAACUCUACACCUCACCUUCUUCUGCUGCCGCCCCGCCGGAAAGUGAUCUCUGACUCCUUCAUGCAUCUGAUGCUGAAAGGAUUCAACGCAGCUGGAAACAGUGUCAUGGGAAAGCCGGUGAUGGGCAGGACGGAGAACGAAUCGCACACCUAUAUCUCUCCACCGGAAACCCGUGCUUAGACUUCUUCUAUCACGUCGUCCCGGACACUCCGGCUGGCACCAUCGACGACUUGCUUCAGAACUCGUGGGCUCACAAUCCCCUGACGACGCUCAAACUCAUCUGCAAUCUCCGGGGAGUCGGCGGCACCGGAAAAUCGGAUAAGGAAGCCUUCUACGCGUCCGCACUGUUGCUUCACUCGCAUCACCCAAAAUCCCUAGCUUGCAAUUUGGAGGGAAUCGCGAGAUUCGGCUACCUCAAGGACUUGCCGGAGAUUCUCUACCGACUUCUGGAAGGCGGUGACGUUCGUCAGAAGGAGCAGCGACGUUACCGGAGGGAAGAGAAAAAGAUCAAGUACAUACGUUUUGGCGGGAAGAAGAAGAAGCUUAAUAAAAAAUAACAGAAAAAGAAGAGGAUGCUUUUGACGGAGGACCAAAAGGAAGCAAAGACAUUAACGAUCCAGAAGAGGACGGAAGAGGAGAAGGCGAAGGCGAAGCUCAAACGAGAAUCGAAGAGGAUCGAGAAGGCCAAAAAGGUCAUCGAGAGAUACAAUCGCGACGCCGAUUUCAGAUACUUCCACGAUCGAGUCUCAGAUCUAUUUGCGCAGUUUCUUAGGAGAGAUUUGGAAACCCUAAAACAGGGGUCUUCUCUGAAUCAGCUCAGUCAUUCCGCAAUGCGGUGCCCACCUCUAGGUUCAUCCUUCGAUGGAUCCACUCUGUUAUGCGAAAGCAUCUCUAGGAAGCUUUUCCCGAGAGAACAGUAUGCCUACCGCGUGAGGGAUCGUUUGAGGAAGGAAUUCCUCGUCCCUCUCCGUGAUGCUCUCAAAUCGCCGGAGGUCUCAAAGGAUUGGGAUAUUCUCCUCCCUCACCAGAUCGCCAAAUCACUUUCCGACGACCAUGGAGGUGCGCUUGCAGAUUUACUGUGGAACAGAAUGGUGAACGAAUUGAGCAGCAAUGGAGUGAAGAAGCUUAAGAAUUGUCUCGCAGUCUGUGACGUUUCUUUUGCCCUGGAUUGGAAGGAUAUGCCUGCGGCUUCAUUAGCUGCAUGUUUGGCUCUCGGCGUCCUAGUUUCGGAAUUGAGCGAGGAGCCGUGGAAGGGGAAGCUCAUCACCUUCAGUGAAAAACCACUACUUCACACGAUCAAGGGAAACAACAUUCUGUGCAAUGUAGAUUUCGUGAAAAACAUGGAAAUAGAAUAUACCAAAGAUUUUCAAAAAGUAAUCGACAUGAUCCUGGAAGUGGCGGUGAAUGGGAAUCUGAGGGAAGACCAGAUGAUCAAGAGGCUGUUUGUGUUCAGUGACAUGGAGUUCAAUGAAACCCCGUCAUUUACCCCGGAAACGGAUUACCAGGCGAUGGAGAGGAAGUUCCGGGAGAAGGGGUACUGGAACUGUGUGCCGGAGAUUGUUUUCUGGAACUUGAAAGACUCGAAAUCGACGCCGGUUUUAGGGAAUCAUAAAGGAGUGGCGUUGGUUAGUGGGUAUUCACAGAAUUUGAUGAAGGUGUUCUUGGAGAAGGAGUUUAUUACUCAUCCUCUUGCCGUCAUGGAGUUUGCCAUAAUGCCAUUUCAGGAGAUGAGUACAAAAACCUUGUGGUAAUUGAUUAAUUUCGACUUUAUAAGAAGGAUCCUUACUCCUGAGUCUCUCCUUUGCUUAGUAGUAAGGUAGGGUAUCUAGCUUUUGGGGAGUUUUGCAAUUCUCAGUGCAAAUAUUGCAAAAAGACAGGAGAUGGUUUACGCGUAUGAAAAAAGAAAUUCCGAAAGGUGUUUCCUGAUUUAAUAAUACUACGUAAUAUUUAAAAAAGUUGAUCGAAAUGCCAAUGGGUAUCCUGCUACUAGGAGGUGAAGGACACGCAGUUCGCUCACCGUUAGUGCCGCCGGGAGGCUCGGAGUAUUGCCGUGUAGUUGCUUUGAGGUUGCCUUCGGAUGACUUCUAGUUCAACCGAAAGCGGGUGAAGGUGCCACUUACUAUCUGCUAGCUGCCGUGGGAGGUUUCUUGUACCGCUGGAAGUAACUUUUCGGACGACGUUCAAACUUGCUCCUCAUUGUUGACCGAUUGGCGAGAGAACAACGGUGAAUGUGCGGAAAACAUUUUUGGAAGGUGAUGGCGUGAUUGAUCCUCUUGUCAUAAUGGAGUCUCCCAUUUCUGGGGGAGUGUAUAAAAAUCUUGCGGUCUUUGAUUGAUUUGAUCAUCCAAGUAUAAAUAACAUGGGAAAAAAUUGCUCAACAACAUUAGGAUUGACAAGGAUUGUGGAUUUGGAAAAAUCCAUUUCUGCCCCGAGCGGCCGAGCCAGCUACAUAUCUUUCAAGCUAUUUUAAAGUGUCACAAUCUUUCUCCCUAACUCUUUGAAAAACAGAUAACUGUCGUCAAUAAAAAAGAUACUCUGGAGGGCUCCUUUUGUCACAGAUAUACCCAUUAUGUUACCUAUCCUUUCCUAGCACCUUAUCAAUGCACCUAGCCCCCUUUCGCCACUAAAAUGAAAAGGAAAGGUGAAAGAGAGUCACCUCGCCUUAAAAGAGUUUCUUAUUAGAGUUUUUGUCACUUUUACCCUCCGACUAAUAUGUAGUGACACUUUUAAUUGUCGAUUUUGAUUUUUCGCUUUUAGUCAUUUGACUAUUUUGCAAGAGAAGUUUUUGGUAAUUGCCUUUGAAACUUUAGUAGUCAAGUACUAAAAGUGUAUCUCUCAUAAUUAUGGGUGGACUCGGGCUGGGUCAGCCGGGGUCGGGCCUAGGUCCGAGUGGGCCGCCGGUUCUGAAUAGGUGGGCCCGGGACUGGCCUGGGUAGCCACCGGUUCCGGGCCGGGCCGGUUCCGGCCUCAAGUCAUUUUUUUUUCCUUUUCCUAUUUAACCCCCCUCCCACCCCCAACCCCCAAAUCACCCCAAAUGGCCCAAAAUACCCAGUCCAACCCGAAAAAGUUAAAAAAAUUGAAAAAAUAAAUAAAAAAUAAAUAAAAAAUCCCGGAAUCGGGCCCGAAUCGGCCGAGCCGGUUCGACUUUUGGGUGACCCGAGCCCGCACCGGGAACCCCCCACGCCGGGCCUACCCGGACCGGUCACAAGACGGGCCACUGGGCCGGGCCGGUUCAGCACAGUACCGGUCCCGGGCCGGUUCCGGGUCGGACCACCCGGGCCGAGUCCAUCACUACUCAUAAUAUAUGAAUAAGUAAUAGUGGGAAAAAUCAAAGUUCAGUGCGAAAAGUAUCACUUUGGGGAAUGGGGAUGAAAAGUACAAAACAGCUCUUAAAAUUAACAAGCAAGAGCGGUUUUACAGUUGCAUUCCAAUAUCUUAGCUUUAUAGUUGGAUUUUUAAUGUAAUAUAUUAAUUAUUCAAUAAUUAAAUGUAUUUGGUAAUGGCCAUUUUAGUUCAAACUU